Messenger RNA from Cheilinus undulatus (humphead wrasse), 976 nucleotides. RefSeq names its product chromosome 9 C11orf58 homolog (gene c9h11orf58). The transcript is spliced from 5 exons. The coding region runs from base 100 to 630 and encodes 176 amino acids. NCBI's taxonomy places the organism in Eukaryota, Metazoa, Chordata, Actinopteri, Labriformes, Labridae. The record is from RefSeq and is a predicted model, not a curated record.
AACCGGAAGUGGUGCAACACAAUAUUGUUGACAAAAUCAGCUAGCCUGCGCUAAGUGGCAUGCAGAUUCUCUGACGUUUCAUUAAACCCCAGGUGCAUAAUGAGUUACUCAGAGGAUAGACAUGGAACAAAACGACCCGCGUCUCCAAGUGAAGAUGGGUCCACACAGUGGGCAUCAGCAGAUCUGGGCAGUGAUGAAAGGAAGCAGAAGUUUUUACGACUGAUGGGGGCUGGCAAGAAAGAACACACCGGACGCCUCAUCAUUGGAGAUCAUAAAUCCACAGCCCAUCACCGUAGUGGGCAGGAAGAUAAGAAGAUCAGCGAACAGCUCGAGCAGCAGUACCAGCAGGGCAUGGAUGGGAAGCUGUCGGGCCGGAACCGGAGGCACUGUGGUCUGGGUUUCAGUGAGCCUGAGCCCGAGCCAGCUUCAUUUCCAUCUCCACCUGUGGACAGUCAGACAAAAGCAACUGAAAAGGAGGAGUCCUCUGCUAAAAAAGAACAAGCAGACUCCCAGGACAAAGAUCCAAAGGAGCCCAAAGAACGGACCUCAGACCAGGGGAAGCCCAGUUCAGACAGCAGGAAUGAAGAGCGGAAGCAUGCUUUCAAAAUGACCUUUGUGAAGUCUACGUAGGAGUGAAGGGAGGAUUUAGGUUUUGUAACCUCAAGUUUGAACAUUUUGGCAUGAUUUGUUGGGACUGUAUGCGACCAGCAACAUUCUGGGGUAAAUGUUGUCAAGGAUCAUGUUUAGAUUGGUAUUUGUCUGAGCAUUUUACUGAUCAGUGUAUUUGUCACAGUUAGUGUGAGAUGAGACAGGACUGCUUGCCCUUCAGCAUGGUUGAUGUGAACAUCAUACAUUUUGUGAUUUCUUGUUUAAAAAGUUAAAGUAAGUGUUGGUUGUAAUUUCAGGUUUUGUCUUGUAAAAACCUCAACCUUCAGUUCCUUAAAGACAAAAAUAAAGUUUCUAGAUUGCUUUUAAA